Molecule: messenger RNA, 1204 nt
Organism: Achroia grisella
Lineage: Eukaryota; Metazoa; Arthropoda; Insecta; Lepidoptera; Pyralidae
Product: GTPase Era, mitochondrial
Exons: 6
Coding region: 157-1185 (342 amino acids)
Biological process (GO): ribosomal small subunit assembly
Cellular component (GO): mitochondrial matrix
Molecular function (GO): ribosomal small subunit binding; GTP binding; rRNA binding
Source: RefSeq, a predicted model, not a curated record
AGUCAUACUGAAAAAUAUUGUUAUCUUUUUUACUUACUCAUUUAGGUAUAAUCAUGCAACAAGUUUAUUUUCAGUUGUCUUCACGUCUCGAUUAGAAUUUAGUGUCAAUUACAUGGCAUAAAAAUUUUGAAUUUUAAAAUACUGACGAAGGAAACAAUGUAUAACAGAACGUAUAUAUUGCGAUUAUCAUACAAUAAAGUUAAUUUUCUAUCAUCUACAUUUUAUUCCACACAAGCAAAAGAAAAUCUGUUAUGGAAAAUUGUAAAUGUAGCUAUUAUUGGAGCCCCUAACUCUGGAAAAAGUACGUUAGUUAAUAAUAUUGUUGAACGAAAGAUAUGUGCUGCAUCCAACAAAGUGCACACAACUACCAAACUAGUUAGAGCUAUGUGUAUUGAGAAUAGCACACAGAUAGUAUUUCUGGACACUCCAGGAGUUGUUACAGAAAAAGAGCAAAUGAAAUAUAAGUUACCAGCUUCUAUGAUUGGAGCAUACCACAAAAGCCUUAACUGUGCAGAUGUUAUUGGUGUAGUCCAGGAUGUUUCAAAUUAUUACAGUAGAGAUAGUCUUCACCACCAAGUAACUGAUAUGUUACAAGGAGUCAAGAAUAUACCAAGCUUUUUAAUUUUGAAUAAGAUUGAUAAAUUAAAAUCAAAAAGGCAAUUGUUAAGCACAAUAAAAAACUUGACAAAUGGUCGUAUUGCCGGUAAACCAAUACCUGGCACAGAAAAAGAAAGCAGAAAUAAAAAAAUCCAAAGGGGAUUUGCAAACUUUUCUGACGUGUUUUUAGUAUCAGCUUUAAAUGGAGAUGGUGUUAAGGAAAUUAAGGAUUAUCUCAUAGGCAAUGCAAAACCAGCUAGUUUACACUAUUCUCCAACCGAUUGGACGGAUCAAACACCAGAAUCACUUAUAGAAGAUGCUGUCAGAGCAAAAUUCUUGGAUUUCCUGUCUCAAGAAAUUCCAUACAGUCUUAAAACCCAGUUGGAAUAUUAUGAUGAUGAAAUAGAAGAUAGGAUCGUAAGUUCAGUGGCUGUAGAAUGUCCAUCUGAGAGAAUAGCCAAAUUAAUAAGUGGUGCUGGUGGUGGUAGAUUACAACAAAUUAAAUCCCAUAUUAGAGAUGAUUUAAUUAGCUUAUUCAAGAAACAAGUUGUUAUAGAUAUACAAUUAAAAGUAAAAACUAAAAGUUAGAUAUAAUGUUUGUGCCUUA